Molecule: messenger RNA, 204 nt
Organism: Acaulospora colombiana
Lineage: Eukaryota; Fungi; Glomeromycota; Glomeromycetes; Diversisporales; Acaulosporaceae
Source: the annotation of a GenBank genome assembly
AUGGCUAGCAGCUCUAGAAACACUACUAAGAACUGUGUAGCACCUCUUGAUUUUCCUGAUGGAGGACUGCCGGUGACGACCUCUCAAAAUGGAGGACUGUUGGAAAUAGGGGUAGCUAGUGCUACUGCCCUGGAGAAUGGUGUGGCCCAGACUUAUGGAUGGAAGCUGGCCAUGGAGGGUGCCAUGGAGGGCAGCAUACAUUGA